Mobula hypostoma (lesser devil ray) is the source of this 4383-nucleotide messenger RNA. It is a transcript of the gene pcdh12, whose product is annotated as protocadherin 12. The record is from RefSeq and is a predicted model, not a curated record. The transcript has 6 exons. Gene Ontology annotation, cellular component: plasma membrane. Gene Ontology annotation, molecular function: calcium ion binding. Lineage: Eukaryota; Metazoa; Chordata; Chondrichthyes; Myliobatiformes; Myliobatidae. Gene Ontology annotation, biological process: homophilic cell-cell adhesion. Bases 21 to 2261 code for a protein of 746 amino acids.
CAGAUGCGCUUUCCGCCGCUAUGGGACAGGCGUUUCUCCUUCUGCUGUGCUGUCUUGUAACCACUGCCCGUCCUCGGGAUGUGUCGGCGGAGGGAGUCGCUUCUCGCCCAGAAGAAUUCGCCCCGCUGUCCGUACAGUGGGAACAAGAGGCCGGGGAAGAGGGAGCCGGUCGCUGCCGCUUGUACCCUACAGCUCCGGGGCUCCCGGACGAUGCGGAGACCUCUCCGUCGCCACCGGCCACUCGGGAACUGCUGCUACACAUACCGGAGGGGUUGGCCGAGGGAGCGGCCGUGGCCGUGGUGGAAGCACCGGGGCCGGGCGUGGAGUGCCGGCUGGAGGCAGGACCGGGCGGCGGCAGCUUCGGGCUGCGGCGGGCAUCGGGAAGCAGAUUCACGUUGGUGACCCGUACCGUUCUGGACCGGGAACAGCGGGCCGAGUACAACCUGACGCUGGUUACCGAGAACGGCAGCUGGAGCGGGCGCCCCGCCAGCCUCACCAUUCGGCUGAAGGACGAGAACGACAACCCGCCAGUUUUCCAUCAGAGCGCUUACCGGGCGCUGGUGAUAGAGAACGAGCCCUCCAACCGCACCAUCCUGACGGUGGCGGCGUCGGACCGGGACUCGGGCGCCAACGGGCGAGUCACUUACUCCAUCGUGAGCCCGGCGGUGCCGUGGCCACUCGCCGUGCACCCGACCACCGGCGCCAUCUACUCGGUGGCGCCGCUCGACUACGAGCGCGCUCAGCACCUGGACCUGGUGGUGGAGGCGCGCGACGGCGGGCACCCGCCCGCGCGCGCUACCGUGCCCGUCCGCCUGGAUGUGGGCGACCUCAACGACAACAGCCCGAUGUUCACGGCGCCGGUAGAGCGUCGGCUGACGGUGGCGGGAGUAGGCGGCGGGUGCGCUAACGGGGAGCCGCCGGGUGGACGGGGCCUGCUGCUGCCGGUCACGGUGGUGAAAGCGGUGGACGCCGACUCCGGUCGCAACGGGGAGCUGGUGUACGAGUUGGCGGCGGAAGAAGGCGACGGGAGCGGCGUCUUCCAGCUGGACAGCGGCGGGGAGCUGCGAGUCAACGUGUGUGGGGUCAGCCACCUGCUGGAACGGGAGUGGCGGGCGACCGUGCGAGUCCGUGACCGGGGCACCCCCAGUCGUUCGGCCAGCACUGUCCUGACUAUCUCAUUCGUGGCGGCGGCGACCAGCGCGAGUCUCGGCCGGCCAGUGUUGACCGGCAUCGCCCUGGGCGCCGUUUGCGGGACAAUACUGCCAGUGCUGCUGGUGUGGUGGGCGGUUUGCGGUAGGCGGCGGCGGCGGAGGGACGGCGGCGCCUACAAUUGUCGGCGGGCCGAGACCGACUAUCGGCAGCAGCCCCGCCGCCCCGAGCGCCGGAUCCAGAAGACCGACAUCACUCUGCUGCAGCGUUCCCGCAUCGAGCCGACGGAGCGCCAGCCGGACGUCCCGUGUCCCGUCCCCCGCGGGGAACCGGAUCCCCGGCACCGGCAGCUGCUGCGGGAGCUCGUCCGAUUGUCCCGGGCCGGUUGCCCCGAUGGCUAUCUGGAACUGGCCGCCGGCUCUCCGCACGUCCAGCAAAUCUCCCAGCUGCUCUCCCUUUUACAUCAGGGACAGUUCCAGGCCAGGCCAAACUUUCGCGGAAAUAAAUAUUUAAAAAACUACAGGGCAGCAACGCCUGAAGCAGACAGAGGCAGCCUCAAGGACAGCGGGCAGGGGGAGAGCGAGGAAGGGGAGAGCGACAGCGACGGAGGAAGGACAUCGCCCAUCGACCAGCUGCUGGAGGACGGGCUGACUGAGCUGCUGGCCGGCGGGAGCUGGACGUCACCGACAGGGCUGACAGCGGGAGGGAGCGGAGCAGACAGGCUGAGCCUCGAGGACCUGUGCUGGACAUUGCCCUUGACACUGCCCUCUUCUGACUACAAGGAGAAUGUGUUCAGCCCCGAGUCCAUGGAGGCAGGGGGCACCGUGGACGGAGAGAAGACCGUGUUCUCUACCUUUGGCAAAGGCGGGGCAGACCACGACUCUGGUGCGGGAUCAGGCUCUGGCUCGCUCCUGACCGAGAUGGGUGCCCUCUUCCAACAGCUGCUCUCGCAGAAAGCCGAGACGUAUGGACAGCCUGGCCCUGACCUCCUUCGCAGACUCUCUGCCCGCUGGAGCGUGCUGUGUGAGGGGGAGAUGUCCUCGGGCCGCUGCAGGGGCAGCCGCCUCCCUGGACUGCCGGAAUCGCCAGCACAGGGAGCUGGAUCUGAGUAGCAACUCCAGUGACGGUCUCAGCAGUCAUUCAUGGAAGAGGAGGGAGAAUCCUUGGAACAGAUUGGAUCUGUUUCUGGUAAUAUCUCCCCAUCAGUUUCUUCAGACGCCGGAUGAUGACCCUCCACACAUUUGGCUACUUUGAUCAUCAACGUGGUUGUUCACCAUCUCCCCAGGAGGUCACUGGAAGUUCUCCCUCCACCACCAGCCGAGGGCUACUAUCCAGAACACCAUUCCUUACCUCCCAGGACAGGACCAGUAUGGCUCCUCUGCUCAGUCCCAGGACCAACGAUCGUCUUGGGUACACUCACAGGAUAAAUAUUUCACACUGAACUUCUCUGACUGAUGGCUAUUUCAAACUAUCUCAGUUAAAUAUAUUUUUCUAUACUAUUUAAUGAUUUAUUUCUGACCAGUGCCAAUAAUGUUAUAUAUUUUAUUUUCCAUCACUGUUUUAUUACUCAAGUUGACUAAUGUAUAUUUUGCUGUUAACAAUAAAAUCUGUGAUUUUUUUUUGUGGAAUUGAAUGGUGCACAGGUUUCUUGUGAAGCUGAGAAAAGCUGAUGGUGUCCACUAAUAUUACAUUAUUCCUUGCUAAUGACUUCUCUGGGUAAUACACACGAAUAGAAUUAGGUCCAUCGAGCCUGCUCCAUCAUUCCAUCAUGGCUGAUUUAUUAUCCCUCUUAACCCCAUUCUACUACCUUCUCCCCGUAACCUUUGAUGCACUGACUAAUCAGGACCCUAUCAACCUCCACUUUAAAUUUACCCAGUGACUUGGCCUCCGCAGCCUUCUGUGGCAAUGAAUUCCAUAGAUUCACCUCCCUUGGAUGAAGAAAUUUUUCCUCAUCUCUUCAAACUUCAGAAAUACAGGCCCAAAGCCAAACAUUCCUAAUAUGAUAACCCUUUCAUUCCUGGAAUCAUUCUCGUGAACCUCCUCUGGGCCCUUUCCAAUGCUAGCACACCUCUUAGAUAAUGGGUUCAAAACUGCUUGCAGUGCUCCACGUGAGGUCUCUCCAGUGCCCUAUAAAGUCUCAGCAUUAUACCUUUGUAACGGAAGGCUGACCAGUGUAAGGACGGGGCUAGGGAAGGUACUGAAAUUUAAAAUUAGAUCUAUGAUUGGAAAGCCAGAAAUAUAAUUAGCUUAUGCACACUCACAGAGGAACUCGGCAAGCCAGGCAGCAUUUAUGAAGAGGAAUAAAUAGUUAAUGGUUCAGGCCAAGACCCUUUAUGAAGAAACCUCUAGAAGGUGCAGGCUGAUGGACUAGGCAGAGUAACAAUUCGGCAUGGACUAGAUGGGCUGACGGGCCUAUUUCCUGUUUGACAUAAUUUCCAACAGUUACAUGUGUUUAUUGGGAUAAAUGUGUCCUGUUUACUGGAAAAAAUGCUUACUGGCAACUUCAAUAAUACCUGAUUGAAUCUGUGCAGACUAAUGCAGGGAGAUCAGUGCACUUUCCUCCAACAACAGGACAGACAGGCCACACUGCAAUGCACGGAGAUUGGCGUGCACUUUCCCCUAACACAGUCGGACAGGAGGCUCUGGCGGCUGAGAAUGAAAAAGAGUAGUAAGCCAUUGAGUAUCACACAUGCAUCUCUAAGCUAGAGGUUCCCAACCUUUUUUAUGCCAUCAACCAAUACCACUAAGCAAGAGAUCUGUUGGGAACGCGUGAUCCAACUCACGUUCCCAGGUUGGGAACUCGUACUCCAAACUAACAUCAAAGAUCCCCGCCAUCUUUUCACCGACAAUACACCUAGGCAACCAAUUAACCUACUAACUUGCAAGUAUUUGGAAUGUGGGAGGAAACCCACAGUCAUGGAAAGACGUAGAAACUCCUCACAGAGAGCGGUGAAGAUUGAGUCUGGGUCACUGGAGCUGUAAUAGUGAUAUGCUAACCAAGAGGCUACUGUGCCACCACACCAUUUUGUAGAAAUUGAGACAAUUUCUGCGCCUGUCAGCACACUUUCCAUUGUAUCUCUACAUAUGACAAUAAUCUUACCACAAGCACACACAGCUGGGUGAUAAAGAUUAUAAAGCCCAUGUCGGUAUAUCAAACCAGAUGUAACAUAUGCAACACACAUUAAAGUUGCUGGUGAACUCAGCAGGCCAGGCAGCAUCUCUAGGAAGAGGUAC